GCGAUUACGGUUGGAGUAUUUUCUGUGAAAUGAAGGACCAGCUCGCGUAGGCCGUAGGGUCGUCGGUCGAAUCUCUGCCUCCAGUUUGUCGAGUCGAAUUCGUCAUGUGCAUAGCAGCGUUUCUAUGGCAAGCUCACCCGCUAUAUUCGUUAGUCCUUCUGCUAAACCGUGACGAAUAUCGCAGUAGGCCGACGAAGCCGCUGGAAUGGUGGGAAUGUGGCGAAAUUUUGGGCGGAAGAGAUGGGUUGGCCGGCGGGACGUGGCUGGCUUGCUCCAGAAAUGGCAGAGUUGCAUUCAUCACAAAUUUCAGGGAAGUUCAGUCGCUUCCUCAGGCUAAGAGCAGGGGAGAGCUCCCCGUUCGUUUCUUGAAAAGCCAGAAGAGUCCACUUGACUUCGCCAAAGAAGUUGCAAAGGGAGCACACCUGUACAACGGUUUUAACUUAAUAAUUGCUGACAUUUCCUCCAAAACCAUGUCUUAUAUCACCAAUAGACAAACAAAUGACAGCGACAGCCUUGUCACUGAGGUUUCCCCCGGCAUUCAUAUCCUCACAAAUGCACAACUCGACUCUCCAUGGCCCAAGGCACAGCGACUGGACCAGAGUUUCAGAGAGCUUAUAAACAAAAAUGGCGAUGGGGAACUUUCAGCAGAAGAGAUGGUUGAAAAGAUAAUGACCAACACAGUUAAAGACGACGUGAGCUUGCUACCCGGGAUCUAUUCUCCUCGAACGGAAUAUCAAUAUAGUUCCAUAUUUGUUGAUACAGACACCGAGCUGGGCCGUUUUGGAACUAGAAGCAUAUCUGUUUUGUCCGUGAAGAACAGUGGGGAAGCUUCCUUCUUUGAGAGGCAUCUGGAGAACGAUGCAUGGAUUGACAACCAUUUUACUUUCCAGAUUGAGAACGUCUAAAUCCUGGUCAAGGAUAGUUGGGUUUAAUAAUGUUAAGCUUCUUUCUUCUUGUUAUAAGGAAUCGAAAGGAGAAAGGAUAUUGUAUGGAAGAAGGGUUGAAGAAUAAAUCUAUAAAAGAUAGAAAAUUAGGAUUGAUCAAGGGCUCUUUCUUAUUCCGAUGGUGCUGGCUCUAAUUAUUUUCCAUCUGUGAUAAUCAUUGGUUCAUGUAUAAAAUGGGUGAUAAUGUUCUGCAGCUUCUAUGUGGUCCUUGUUUGAACUUAAAGGCUUAUUUUCUUUGGACGAAUGCACUCAAAGUAUUCUUUCUAGGUUAUGGAUGGAAAGAAAUCAACAUAUUUCUCAGCGGAAACUCGUGUAUUGCUAUUUUUGAAUCAGCUCCUUUAAAUA
Messenger RNA from Benincasa hispida (wax gourd), 1289 nucleotides. Its product is annotated as transport/golgi organization-like protein (DUF833). The record is from RefSeq and is a predicted model, not a curated record. NCBI's taxonomy places the organism in Eukaryota, Viridiplantae, Streptophyta, Magnoliopsida, Cucurbitales, Cucurbitaceae.